CGACCUAUUCCUUCUUCCCUCCCUCAUCAUAAACGCGUUUCCAUUUGCAACAUGUCGACAGCCGACACAACGAUGGCAGAACCACCGGUCGAAGAGACCCUCGUAGCUCGACGUUCAAGGCGAAGCACGGCAGGAAACAGGAUGGAAGCUGCACUUGCUGAAAUGUUAAUAGACGACGCAGCGAAAGACCCUGAUGACGAUGUCGAUUUCGCUGUCGAAAAAUACGAAGAAGAUGUCUUCGAGUCCGACUUUGAAAGCACUGACGAAGAGGCUCAAGAGGAAGGUGACGCUGGGGAACAGGAAGCCUUAGAUGAGGAGAAGCAAGCACGUAAGGCUGCUCGCACCCGCGUAGAAAAGGCCACUGCUGCCGCUCAUGCCCGCCAGAAAGUCACAUUUAAUCCUGAGGCUUCAACAUCUAGUGCACCAAAGACCAAGUUGAGACCAAAACGUCAGGUCUCGUUGGGUACGGCCAUUAAUGCAGAAACUGGGGAAGUCAUCAAAGGUGACGCCAAGGGGCAGCGACAUAGUAAAAGAACACACACAAUAAAGAACACGUCAGCGACGGUUAAGAGGUUCAAAAAGGGGGAAGAGAGACGCGCCGCGCAGACGCCGAAGAAGGUCAAGGCGCUUACUCGUGAGAUAACACAGGGUGAACUCAUCGCCAGAGCACUCGAUAACGAGGAAGGCAACAUCGUAGAACACCGUGACUAUCUCAAACUCGAGGAGGAGAAACGUAAACGUGCGCGGGUUGUGAGAGAUGCUGUUGAAGGCCCUCUAUUGCGAUGGGUAAGCCGGGGCGAGGAUAUAAAAGUCCAAGUGGAAGUGACUCCGCCUGCGCCACCACCUGUAACCACGCCAGCAUAUAGCUACGGACAUGGAUAUGGUGCUUAUAAUGCACCCGGAACGUCUACACCACCGGCUUACUCCUACUACUCUCCAGCUACGACAACGCAUUACCAAAAUCCGUACAUGCAUUAUCUUCCGCCUCCCGUACCUCCUCCUGCUCCAGUCUUUGAAGAACGAACGCAAAGGGUAACCAAAAAUUACCUCGUCCAUGAACUUGCGCAAUACGAAAAAGCCCCCAAGCCAUCGUGGACUGAGUCGAUGGAGGUCAUUUUUGGUGACCAUGUUAGGUGGGAUCAAGUUAAAGUGUAUAGUGGAAAGGGAAGACCUACAUCGCGACCUAAGCAGAUUUGCCCACUGACUGGUCAACCGGCGCCGUAUCUUGAUCCAAGAACGGGGGUGCCGUUUGCUAACAUCUGGGCGUAUGAAACGCUCACGAAGCUGUUGAACCAUGAAUUUGUGUGGAGUACGGCGUUACGGUGUUAUGUGAGGCAGGAAGAACCUUCAGCAGAGGAUGAUAUGGAUACGUCGUAACGCGUAAAAUGUCUAGUCAUGCUGUUUAAGCUCUUCGGAGGGUGCCUUGCCCCGAACGGUGAAACAAGAGCUCACCUUUACUAAAAUGCAGUGACGUGGUUGGAAGCGACCAAGUGUAGGGAAUUCAGGGAUAUAUAAUACUAGGACUGAUACUGACUGAUAUCAAACACUUUUAUUUUGAACUUGCU
Molecule: messenger RNA, 1565 nt
Organism: Desarmillaria tabescens
Lineage: Eukaryota; Fungi; Basidiomycota; Agaricomycetes; Agaricales; Physalacriaceae
Product: YL1 nuclear protein-domain-containing protein
Exons: 6
Coding region: 52-1377 (441 amino acids)
Biological process (GO): regulation of DNA-templated transcription; chromatin remodeling
Cellular component (GO): nucleus
Molecular function (GO): ATP-dependent H2AZ histone chaperone activity
Source: RefSeq, a predicted model, not a curated record